UAUCUUUUCCCCUGAAAGCCUCCAUUCCUACAGAUCUACUCUUCCUGCAAGGUCUUCCCACCAGCUGUUCUCUACUUCUGCCACCUCCCUCAUCUGUCCAUCUGGCUGUUCUCUGCAGCUGCCUCUCCUGUUAUCUGCUCGCUGUCCAUUGCUGUGGUGCUGAAACAUAUCUGGCUACUAACACGCCCGACAGUUGAUCUUGGAUUGGGCGAUCAAGUUAUGAAGAUGGCUGAACCAACAGAGGAUCCAGGUGGCGAGGAAGUCUCGAGGGGGGCACCUGUGAGACAGAGAGAGCACUCUCCCAUGUUGCACCUGGAUCUUUAUAACUUUGAGUGCCCAGUAGCAGAGGGAAGUCGUUAUGUGCUGACCAGUCCCCGAUCUCUGGAGGCCUGUGCUCGAUGUAUGGUAAAGCCAGUAGAGCUAUUAUCAAGAAACCUUUCUGAUUUGGUCAGAGAAGCUCCAGGGCGAUCCAUGCGGGUUGCUACUGGUCUUUGUGAAGUAUAUGAGAUAGAAAGACAGAGAAAGCUGAAAAUGUGCAGGGAAGAGAGGGAACGAAUUAUACGUCAAGAAAAGAGGAGAAUUCUACCUUUGGUAUUGAGCAGCAGUUUAAGUUCCCCAUCAAGCUCAAAGGCAUCCUCUCGAGCAGAACCUUCAGCACCUGCUGUGGGUAAAAGAUAUGACUCUCCUUCCAAUACAGGUACACAGAGGAGCAAUACACCACUCUCUAGUUCUGAAAGAUCUAAAUCCCUUCCUUCUAAAAGCACCCAAAGAUCCAUGCCACCACCUUCCAAAAAGCAACAUAUACCAGUAUCCAAGACUAAAAAAUGCAGUACCACCCAGUCAAAAGAAUACCAUGGCAGUGGUGACUCAGUCACUAAGGAGCCCUCAAGAAAGAGUAAAAGUCAAUCUCUGGACUCACUUCAGAAAAUGAGAGAUGGUUCCUCAGGUAGAACUUCUUCAGAGUCCAUAACCUCAUCUUUUAGCGGUGAUAGCCUCAGAGGCAGAACCACACAGUUCAUACCAAAAUCCAGGACACUUGAUGCAGUUAAUUCUCUGCUAGGUAGAAGUUUCAGUCUGGGGGAUCUUAGUCACUCACCACAAACCACAAAGAAGGUUGAGAAGAUGGUUAAAGAAGUGAAGAAAAAAGGCAUCCAUGAAUUGCCUCAACGAGACAAAAAGAUUGCAGCAAUCAUGAUUGCUAGACACGAGGAAGAAAACAUUAGAAAUGAGCAGAGCUACUGGGCACACCUACAGUGGGACACCCAGAGAAGAACAUCAGGCUUCCAAAAGGAGCAAGAGGAAAGACAAAGGCAAAAAGCUAUAUUACAAGGGCAAAAGAUGCUGGAGUCACAAAUCAAGAGUAGACGUGGCAAAAUCUCUAUGGAGGAGCUUAAUUCUGCAGCCAUAAACCAAAGUAAGAGUCUGCUCCAUGAAGCACAUCUGAGGGAACAAGGUCCAGAGUUAGAAAAGCACAAUAAAGAAGAGUCAGGUAAAAAGCAGGGUAAGCAAAAGAAGACCCACCAGGAACAAAGCUUGAAAUCCAAAAAUCUUAGUGAUGAAUUGUCUCAAGACAAGUUACUUAUUGCUCAGCAAAAGAAACAAGAGGUAUCGACACAGCUACAGGUUAAUAAAAUACUGCAAAACAAAAUGGAGAAAAUUAAGCACCAGGUACUUCUUCAUGAAAUAGCCCAAAAAGAGGAAUCAGACCAUGAGGAACUUAGAAGGACACUUGAAAGAAAUCUCUACAGAGCACAAGAAAAGGUAGAGCAGUUACAAGAGAAAAAAAAUCAAGAACUAAAGAGCAGGGCACAAAAGGAGGAAAUGCAAACCCAAAGGGCUAGACAGGUAGCAGAACGUAAAGAAAGGGAGCGUUCAGAUCAUUUAAAAGAGCUAGCAGUGACUACUGAAAGGAGACUACAGCACGCUUCCCAAAUAGCCGAGGAAGUUGUACAGCACAAAGCAAAGAAAGCUAUAGAAAGCAGAUUGGAAAAGGAGAAGAUCCAGAGGGAGAAUCGACAAAGGGUCCUGAAAAGUGAAGACAUGAAGAGACAGGAGCUACUGAUGUCCAUAGAAAAGAAGCUUGAGCGCAGUGAACAAAUAUUCAGGGAGAAGCAGACUGUGCUAGACAAUGCACGGUCAGUGGCCAGAGCUUCCUUUAAUAUCCGGGAGAGAGUGCGAGCUGAGACAAACAUACGCACUUUUGAUAAAAUGGCUCUGGAAGCCGAACUAUAUGCGAACAUUAACAAAAAAUAAUGGACCUGGUUGAAUAGGUAAACAUAUCUAUGCUAGCAGCUCUUGAUUCAUUAUCCAGGGUAUAUUUGACCUCUGCUACCUGCACAGUGAAAUGCAAUGAUAGGCAUACUGUAAGUCAGUGAUCAUUCUUAGUCAAUGCAUUAGAUGGAGAUUCUCUGGUAUGCAGUUCACAGGCCUGGAUUUAGCAUUAGAUAAUCUAUGACUGUUUUGAAGGGUGG
This is a messenger RNA of Nanorana parkeri, 2471 nucleotides long. RefSeq names its product coiled-coil domain containing 177 (gene CCDC177). Lineage: Eukaryota; Metazoa; Chordata; Amphibia; Anura; Dicroglossidae. The transcript is spliced from 2 exons. Bases 220 to 2253 code for a protein of 677 amino acids. The record is from RefSeq and is a predicted model, not a curated record.